Messenger RNA from Zeugodacus cucurbitae (melon fly), 2532 nucleotides. RefSeq names its product glycosylphosphatidylinositol anchor attachment 1 protein (gene GAA1). NCBI's taxonomy places the organism in Eukaryota, Metazoa, Arthropoda, Insecta, Diptera, Tephritidae. The record is from RefSeq and is a predicted model, not a curated record. Gene Ontology annotation, cellular component: GPI-anchor transamidase complex; membrane. Gene Ontology annotation, biological process: attachment of GPI anchor to protein. Bases 113 to 2062 code for a protein of 649 amino acids. The transcript is spliced from 6 exons.
GGCAACGCAAUACACGAAAACAAAACCAGCUGCUGCUCACUAUACACAUAUUUUUCAUUUUUUCCGGUCAAAUAAAUAUUGAAAAUUAAAUAAAACAAUUAAUUUAUUAAUAAUGGGUCUCUUAUCGGACCCCUCACUAACACCACGCGGCAAAUUUGGACGUACAUUAGCUAAGCAUAGCGGCAAAAUUUCUUUAUUUUUCUAUGUAGCCGGCUUGGCUUGGUUCGUUUGCCUGUCACACCCUGAAUUCAGCCAUGGCACUUACUUAUCGGAAAAUGCACUCUCACCAGGACUCGUUGAUCCGGAAAUCGGACAAGACGCUGUACGUCUCGCGCAAAGUUUAUAUGAAGAAUUACAACGCGAGCGUACCGAUCAUAAAUCAACGACACCACAUGCUUGGAUAGCAGCAAAGAUGCAUCAAAUUGGACUUGAGACGCAUGUACAUAAUUUUACACUGCGUUACCCCUUUAGCUCGGGCAAAGAAUAUCAUGGCAAAAAUGUCUAUGGUAUAUUACGUGCACCACGUAUCAGCUCCACCGAGGGUGUGGUAUAUACGGCGCCAUAUCGUGCUGUUAACUCGGUACACAACGACAUAACGGCUAGUGUGCCGAUGUUGCUAGCAUUUGCAGAUUUUGCCCGCAAAAAGAAUUACUGGGCAAAAGACUUGGUAUUCCUAGUAACCGAACAAGAGCAACUGGGCAUGCAUGCCUGGUUGGAGGCUUAUCAUGAAGGCGGCAUAAAAGAUUCACCGAUUUUGCGUUGUGGAAAUUUACCAGCACGCGCUGGUGCGCUACAAGCCGCACUUAAUUUAGAAGUGCAAGAUUUAGAUAUUGAUUACAUUGACGUAAAAAUUGAAGGUUUGAAUGGCCAAUUACCCAAUCUGGAUAUGUUUAACUUGGUACAACGUCUCACCUCGCGUAGCGGUCUUUCAUCCGGCUACAAGCAUACGCCACGUAAGAAGCGUCGUUCACACCGUGGCUCAUUGGAGGAUAAUCUGCGACACAUGUUGGAAAUGUUAAAGAGUCAGGCAACUGGUGUGCCUAAUGGCAAUCACGGUUUAUUCCAUCGUUACCGCAUUGAAUCACUCACACUCGAAGCGGUGAAACGCACAACAAACACCAACAACAACAAUCGUUAUGGCACUGCACUCUCACUCUUGAAGACCGUCGAAGGCAUUUCGCGCAGCUUAAACAAUCUGCUGGAACGUUUUCAUCAAAGUUACUUCUUCUAUAUAUUAGUGCAGAACGAUCGCUUCGUUUCAAUUGGUGAUUAUAUGCCCUGUCUCAUAGCCUUGGCCAGCCCUAUGUUCAUUAAGGCCUUCCUGCUUUGGCUAACCACGACAACGUGUGAUGAAUCCACUUCAGAGGAUGAGGACAACACCGCACAUGAUGAAAAAUUACCCAUACAUUUACCGUACAUUUCGGUGCUGCUCUACAUGGUGGCCGCGCUAGUGUUAGGCUUCUGCUGCAACACCUUACCAUACAGUCAACAUGUCAGAGACUACUUCCAUGCUAUGGGGGUCAGCACACAAUUGAGUGUUGCACUCAUUUUGGGUGUGCAAGUGGUGUUGGGCACUUUAUUGCCACUACUCUACACAUUCCCCGAGGCCGGGUUGGAAUUGCUACAUAUUGGUGCGUUAAUAUUCACAGGCGUAGCUUUGAUUGUCACCGGACUAUUGAACUUUGCUUUGGGCUUCAUAUUGGCGGUGUUCAUCUCACCCAUCACAAUAUUACUGCAAAGCGAGAAUGCAAGCGGCUUUCGUCAGAAAUUAACGCGUAUUUACACCUUACUGCUCAAUCCCAUUGUUGCCAUAUAUUUGCUGGUCGCAUGGUUGACACUCUUUGAAUUCCCAGAGUUGGCAUUAAAAGAGUUGGCUUUGCGCGCCUACACCGCCACUUUGGAUGCAAUAACUUAUGGUCUCAUGGACAGUAUUAUUUAUGGCAAUUGGCUGUAUACCGCAAUUGCUGCUGUUUAUUUCCCAUUGUGGAUUUUGUAUUGGACUUUGGCUUUGGGCCGGAAGUGCACAACUACUAAAACAACGUUUGAUAAAAAAAUGAAUUAAAUUUUAAUACAUAUGCCAUUAAUUGCAGGGAAUAUUAAAUUGAUCACGUGCUUCUAUAAUAUUCUGCAUAAAAAAAAAUAUACGCAAAUGCAAAAUUUCCGUAAAAUAUAUAAUUAAUUUAACAUCGGUGGAAAUAAUUCCUUCUCAACGAUUGCCAAUUAGCUACUGGCUAUAUGAGCACCUAAUUGUUGAGACAUUAUAAUGCAACCAUGUGCAGAACUGCAACCAACUUCACGUUUCUACAUAUUUGGCGCUUUAAUUUGACAUUUACAUUACGGAGAGCAGUGAAGGAAUUUCGUUCAACCACCAUAAUUUAAAAACAAUUUCUUUGUGAAGCAACGCAACGGCGUCUUUUACGCGCGUUCUAAUAAAUUUGAUUAAACUGUAUUAAUUACAAAUCGAUAAAAUGUCUAAUGUCUCCACGAAAAAGAUCUUCAUUCAAAUUGAAUCCGCAGCCGAACAACAGGUAA